This is a messenger RNA of Ornithodoros turicata, 1422 nucleotides long. RefSeq lists its product as uncharacterized. The transcript has a single exon. Bases 1 to 1422 code for a protein of 473 amino acids. The record is from RefSeq and is a predicted model, not a curated record. NCBI's taxonomy places the organism in Eukaryota, Metazoa, Arthropoda, Arachnida, Ixodida, Argasidae.
AUGGACUCUGCAAGGUCCUGCGGGGAUUAUUCUUCGCCAGAGGUGAACACUUUCCACGUUGAUCUUUAUAGCUUCUCCCAAGACGACUUAGAUGAGAGGUUGCAGUCAUUCUGGGACUUGGAGCACCUCGGGAUUGCCGACGCCGCAGAAUCACCGGGAUUAGAUCUCGUUCUACAGAGAUUCGAGGACAGCACUCUAUUGGAGAACGGUCGCUACAGUGUUGGGCUGCCUUGGAAGGACAACCUUGUCUCUAGGCUCGGGACAAACAAGACAACAGCUGAAGUACGUCUAAGAAACGCCACCCGCAUUCUGUUGAAAGACCAGGCUGUAAUGAACGAAUACAACCAAGUUAUUCGACAGUACCUCGAGAACGGUCACGCUGAACGCGUAGAUGUCACAGCGUCAAAGGUUGGCCCGGAGUAUUAUCUCCCACAUCAUGCAGUGAUCCGACGUGAAAGGGAGACUACUAAAGUACGCAUCGUAUUCGACGCCUCGUCAAAGUCACCUGGGUUUCUAUCUUUGAAUGACGUACUACACGCGGGUCCUAAUCUGAAUUCGGACAUUCUCUCUUUGCUGUUGAGGUUCAGGAUGCAUCCCAUCGCCCUUGGUUCUGGCAUAGAGAAGGCCUUUCUACAAAUUGGCCUUCACAAGCAGGACACCGACGCAUUGCGUUUCCUUUGGUAUUCUACGACUCCGGUUACUGGGCAAACCCUCCCAGACAUCGAAACUUGGCGGAUGACUCGAGUGCCCUUUGGUGCCAGGUCCAGCCCCCUUCUUCUUUCCGCCACUAUUCGACAUCACUUACGGCAGUCUGAAGGUGACUACCCUGAGACAGCGGCGCUUCUACAUGAUCAUUUCUACGUCGACGACUUGGUGGUCAGCGUGGAAGCAUCAUCAGACGCACAGAUUCUGUACCAGGACACUUUGCGAAUAUUUGAGGCCGCAGGCAUGAAAGUGAAGAAGUGGGUGACCAAUGACGGGAUCCUAUUACGCCAGAUGUUCAACGACGGCAGCACAACCGUCGAGACGACUCAAGAUCACACUAAGAAGGUGCUGGGACUUGUCUGGGACGUACACAAUGACAAACUACGAUGUCCUCUCGCAGCCAUUUUGGACUUUGUUGCAACCGAGACGAAUGACAAGAGGCACAUUUUACAGUCCGUAUCAAGGAUCUACGAUCCUUUCGGCUUACUUGCGCCCUUCCCCAUUACUGGGAAGAUUCUGGUGCAAAGAAUUUGGGAGGCGGAGCUAGACUGGGAUGAUCCACUGCCAGAGGACAUACAAUCAGGAAGGAGUGGUGCGUGGGAGUGGCAGAACUGGAACAACUCUCUCUCCCUCGAUUCCUGGGAUAUUCGGGCACGGCCACGCCUAGGAAGAUGCACGUAUUUGCUGACGCUAGUCCCUGCACUUACGGCGCGGUAA